Molecule: messenger RNA, 1275 nt
Organism: Closterium sp. Naga37s-1
Lineage: Eukaryota; Viridiplantae; Streptophyta; Zygnematophyceae; Desmidiales; Closteriaceae
Source: the annotation of a GenBank genome assembly
AUGCCACCCAGUGGUUCUUUCGCUGCCUGCCUGUUCCCUCUGAUAACUCACCACCCUUCAUUCAUCCUCCUUCUCCCUGUGCCUCUGCCGCUCUGCACCGCUCCCAACUCCCAGGUUUUCAGAGUGUAUCCAGGGAAGGACUACGCAGAGCUGCACUAUUCCGUGGGUCCGCUGCCCUCCAAGGGUCACAACCACGAGGUGGUGACUCGCUUCGUGUCGCCCAUCAACAGCAGCAAGGCCUUUUACUCCGAUUCCAAUGGCCGCAGCUACCUCAAGCGGGUGGGGGACUACCGGUCUGACUGGAGCCUUAACAUCACCGACCCCGUUCAGACCGCCUCCCUUCUCCAUGCCCUCUCCCUUCACCGUUCCCACCCCACCACCAUCCCCACCCCACCACCCCACCAUUCCCACCACCCCACCAUUCCCACCAUUCCCACCACCCCACCAUUCCCACCAUUCCCACCACCCCACCACCCCACCAUCCCCACCCCGCCACCCCACUGUCAGAUAACGGUUGGAGCUUUCAUAAAAGACAAAGCAGCCCAGUUGUCGGUGCUUGUGGACCGGGCGGCAGGCGCUGCCAGCCUGGCAUCUGGCCAGAUGGAGGUCAUGCUUCACAGGAAGCUGGCAUCGCUGGACGACAAGGGCGUGGGGGAGGCACUGGAGGAGAGGAUCAUAUUGGGAAACAAGACCCGCUUCCUCACCACCUUUCCAUCUCUCCCGCCCUGCAACAACCGUCCCUCCCACCCUGCAACAACCGUCUCUCCCACCCUGCAACAACCGUCUCUCCCACCCUGCAACAACCGUCUCUCCUCUGCCCUGCAGGUUGUGGGCUCUCUGCGCUUUGGCCUGCACCCCAACACGGACUCUGAAGAAAGAGCAGGGGAGCAAGGGGGGCAAGGGGAGGAUCGUCUAGGGUUGGGGCGGGGCAGCGAGUGGAGGAGGCAGCAUGCCCAGCGGCUCCUAACCCCUCUGCAGCUCGCCUUUGCGGUUGAAACUCAACAGUCCAUCAGGGCAGCACAAGGCAGCUACACGUGGCACUACUCCCUCACCCAGCCACCCUCCACGUCAGCAUCAUCCACGUCAGCAUCUUCCACGUCAUCCAGCAGCCCUGACACCUACUCGGUCCCUCCCAACGCUGCUGUCAUUUCGAUGCAGGAGCUCUCCCCAAGCAAGGUUGUUCUGAGACUAGCUCACCUAUACGAGCCUCGCGAGCAUGCUGUCUUGUCUCUCCCAGCACGAGUGGACCUUCGGAGAUUGUUUGCAGCAAAACAG